AUUGUUGCUAGGUUAUGAAUUAUUGUCGUGUCCUCGACUCCUGUAGGAGAUGUAAGAAAGGAAAGCAUAAAUAAAAAGGAAAAAGGAUGGCAACAGGCGGGAAUGACAGAUCGUCUCUUCACCAUAAACACACGAGCGGGUACAAACAAAAACUGUUCGAGAAAAGAAAACACCUAAAGCAACAUGUAGGUGACCAAAAACAAACGAAAACAGUGGAACAUCUCUCAGAGACUGUGCUUAAUGGAUUCGAGGUGCUAUGGCGCCAAAAUUUUCUCUGUGACGUAGCUGUUAUAACUAAAGACAGAAAUUUCCGCGCUCACAAGCUCGUGCUUGUAUCGUGUUCAGACUACUUUUACGAUCACUUUGUUGAAAAACGUGAUCUUACCCACGGGAAUGAGUUGGUCAAUCUAGGCGAUCUGGACUCAGCCAUAUUUGAAGCAAUUCUAGAAUGCAUGUACACCGGGAAAAUCAAUCUUACGGAAGGGAACGUGGAGGAAAUUUUACGGAUUGCUACAAGUCUAGGUUUUUUCCUCAUCCAGGACGCAUGCGAGGAAUUCUUUUCGGACCAUUUAGAUCUGAAGAAUUGUCUAAAUAUGCUGGAUACUGCGUUCAGGUUCAGUCUAAACAGGCUCAGCGAUAAAGCCCUUGGUCUCUCUGCGAAGAACUUCCGGACAGUCACAAAGAGGCAGAAGUUCAAAGAUCUGCCAAUGGAACAAGUCGUGGCGCUUUACAAAAGAGACGACCUUGACGCAGAUCAUGAACUUGAAGUUUUCACAAACAUGAUUGAUUGGAUAGAGCAUGACAAACAGGCUAGGCGUCCACAUGCGUCCAACCUACUAGCCACUAUCAGACUUCCGCUGUUGACCCCGGCAACCAUUGUAGACUCGGUAGAAUCCGUGUCGUUCUUGAUGGACAUUCCGGACUGUCAGACGCUUGUAAAGGAGGCACUCCACUACCACUGUAUGCCAUCAAGACAAAGUGUGCUUCAAUCACCAAGGACAAUCCCUCGUAGAAAAAUCAAGGUGCUCAGCCUUCUCACGAUUGGCGGCGCCCCGAGAUUGAAGUCGGAACAAGUGAGUGCUGAGGUGAGGCGGUACAAUUUCGAGGGUAAGGCAUGGGACACACUGACGGAUCUUCCUGAACCACGCCACCACCAUGCAGUUGCUGUCCUUGGAGGGUUCAUGUAUGUUGCUGGCGGCGAAAAAAUCUACACCAACACCACUCCAACUGACACUGUGUUCCGGUUUGAUCCACGGCACCACACUUGGCUCCAAGUCGCUAGCAUGAAUCACAAGAGACAAAGCUUCCCUAUGCUGGUACUUAAUGGAAUGCUGUUUGUACUCGGUGGACGAGAAGAUGAAUUCAAGGCGCUUUCAUCCGUAGAGAAAUACAAUCCGCAGCUGGACAGAUGGGAGGAGGCCCCGCCUCUAAGUAGCCCUCGUCGAUGUGUGUCGGCGGCUGUCCUCAAUGGACGGCUAUACACCGCAGGUGGCACUGGUGGUGGUACAAAUACGUAUACUUUAGAUGUCGUGGAAUGUUACAGCCCUGCAAAUAACAAGUGGAACCCAAAAAAGCCUAUCCAAGAGGCGAGAUACUUUGCCCAUUUACUCCCGGUGAAAGGCUCGUUGUAUUUAUUUGGUGGAGCUUGUGUUGGAAACAUGGGGAAGAUUUCCUGUGUUGAAUCAGUCGAAAAGUAUACUCCAACGACUGACACUUGGGUCACAUUGACAAGUAUGAGGAAUCCUCGUGCCGAGUUUGGCUGUGCCUGUCUAGGAAGCAAAAUCUAUGUGGUUGGUGGCCACAACUGGUCAACGAAGGAACGGCUAAGUAGUGUGGAUAGUUUUGACGUUGAUUCGCAAAUCUGGAGUGACGCUAAUACCGUACCAAUCCUAGCCCCGUUGACAGGCAUCGCGUGCUGUGCUCUCACGCUUUUUGAUGCUAUGCCUCCAGAGCAGAAGAAAAAAACGGAAGAUGCUAAACGCGAAAAGGGUAAAGAAUGAUGGACACAUAUUUUAACUAAGCCGUUUGCUUUUACAUAUAUGUUAUAGCAUGGACAACAUUCUUACACAAAUCUGUCAAUACAAAUGUAUCGUUUUAUCCCUGUUUAAAUGCUUGACGGGUUAGAUGAUCAAUGAUUGAUCACGUAAUUAACUUUUUUUUGUUAUAUUGAAAUUAAUAUUAUUCUUAAAUGUGCCAACUUCUUAAUAAAGUUAUUUUA
Pecten maximus is the source of this 2218-nucleotide messenger RNA. Its product is annotated as kelch-like protein 26. Gene Ontology annotation, molecular function: protein binding. The transcript has 6 exons. Lineage: Eukaryota; Metazoa; Mollusca; Bivalvia; Pectinida; Pectinidae. The record is from RefSeq and is a predicted model, not a curated record. Bases 87 to 2000 code for a protein of 637 amino acids.